This is a messenger RNA of Rhinichthys klamathensis goyatoka, 1017 nucleotides long. It is a transcript of the gene napaa, whose product is annotated as N-ethylmaleimide-sensitive factor attachment protein, alpha a. The coding region runs from base 118 to 1005 and encodes 295 amino acids. The transcript has 11 exons. Gene Ontology annotation, biological process: synaptic transmission, glutamatergic; SNARE complex disassembly; regulation of synaptic vesicle priming. Gene Ontology annotation, molecular function: syntaxin binding; soluble NSF attachment protein activity. Gene Ontology annotation, cellular component: synaptobrevin 2-SNAP-25-syntaxin-1a complex; vacuolar membrane; terminal bouton. The record is from RefSeq and is a predicted model, not a curated record. Lineage: Eukaryota; Metazoa; Chordata; Actinopteri; Cypriniformes; Leuciscidae.
UACUUCCGAUUUCCGCAUGAUGUGUCGAUAAAACAAAUAACUUCAUUCUAGGCGACGUGAAUGAGAUAUAGCUUGGAUAUCAUUCCAUACAGUCCAGUUCAAGCCUAAUCUGACAAAAUGGAUUAUUCUGGAAAAGAAAAGGAAGCCUUGGCCAUUAUGGCUGAGGCAGACAAGAAAAUGAAAACGUCGCAUUCGCUGUUAGGAACGUUUUUCGGGAGUUCCUCCAAGGUCGAGGAGGCCUGUGACUUGUACGUGAGAGCAGCCAACAUGUUCAAGAUGGCUAAGAACUGGAGUGCCGCUGGAGAUGCCUUCUGCAAAGCCGCACAACUCCAUUUGCAGGUGGAAAGCAAGCACGACGCAGCCGUUAACUUUCUUGAUGCUGGAAAUGCAUUCAAAAAGUCUGAUCCUCAAGAGGCUGUAAACUGUUUCUGUCAGGCCAUUGACAUCUACACUGAUAUGGGGCGUUUCAACAUUGCAGCCAAACACCACAUAUCUAUUGCAGAAAUCUAUGAAUCUGAGUUAUUGGACAUAGACAAAGCCAUUGUUCAUUAUGAACAGGCAGCCGAUUAUUUCAAAGGGGAGUCAUCCACCAGUGCAGCCAACAAGUGUCUUGUCAAAGUGGCGACCUAUGCGGCUCAGAUGGAGCAGUACCCGAAAGCCAUUGAAAUAUAUGAGCAGAUUGGGAUUUACUCCAUGGACACUACCCUGUUGAAGUAUGGUGCUAAAGACCAUUUCUUCAAAGCAGCGCUGUGUCACUUCUGUGUGGACAUGCUCAACUGCAAGCUGGCUGUACAGAAGUAUGAAGAACUCUUUCCAGCUUUCUCAGAUGCUAGAGAGUGCAGACUUCUUAAGAAACUUCUUGAUGCAUAUGAAGAGCAGAAUAUUGACGCAUACGUUGAUGCAGUAAGGGAAUUUGAAUCCAUCUCCAGGCUUGAUCAGUGGCAGACCACUAUGCUACUAAGAAUCAAGAAGACCAUUCAGGACGAUGAGAAUGACCUUCGCUAAUGUGAAGUCAUG